Messenger RNA from Colletotrichum costaricense, 387 nucleotides. RefSeq lists its product as uncharacterized. The transcript is spliced from 2 exons. The record is from RefSeq and is a predicted model, not a curated record. Bases 1 to 387 code for a protein of 128 amino acids. NCBI's taxonomy places the organism in Eukaryota, Fungi, Ascomycota, Sordariomycetes, Glomerellales, Glomerellaceae.
AUGCUCCAUCUCAUUGGACACCCUCGCCGGCUGACUUUAACGUACAUCAACGCUGUCGCUUCGAGUUGUAUGUAUGAAGGCAGUCUUUGCCCUACUGACGCAGCGCGCGCGGCUGCUUCCGGCGAUGGCGGCAACGAGCACCAGCCAGCUGUGCAAUGUGACGAGUCUAAGCUGGCUGGAAGCACACUUUGGCCAGCCGCGUCGCGUCACAUAUCACUGAGAGUUCUUGACGGACUGUCAAACUACGGAUUGAAGUGGACGACGACGAGUGUAGUCCAGCACUGGCCAGGCCAGAUCCACGCCACUCACUUCAUGUCCCGUCCUCCCGCGCUCUCCCGUCAGGCCCUGGCACCUCUAGUUCAUCCCGUCCCCGGAGGCGGCGUGUAA